Messenger RNA from Ogataea angusta, 1278 nucleotides. RefSeq lists its product as uncharacterized. NCBI's taxonomy places the organism in Eukaryota, Fungi, Ascomycota, Pichiomycetes, Pichiales, Pichiaceae. Gene Ontology annotation, molecular function: zinc ion binding. Gene Ontology annotation, cellular component: nucleus. The record is from RefSeq and is a predicted model, not a curated record. The transcript has a single exon. Gene Ontology annotation, biological process: regulation of DNA-templated transcription. The coding region runs from base 1 to 1278 and encodes 425 amino acids.
AUGGUGGACUACGCGGUGAAGGAGCUGAAGACUCCCGAAGCUGCCAGCCAGCACUUUAUCAAUUUACUGGGCGAGAGCCCGGACGCUCUGGAGUUUAUUAGUGAAUUUUCGAGGACGCUGGAAAAGCCAGGGGAAAAAUCCGCGAAAAAGCCCAGCACAACGGACCAGAACCCCAAGAAGAACGUGAUAAAAAUCGUGCGGCCAGGUACCAAAUCAAACGCCCCAAAAAAGGCCGCUGAGGAGAGCAGGAGCCGACCGGAGAAAAACCUCAAGCUUGAUAACCUAAAGGAGCUGGGCGAUGCGCUGAACGAACUGGAGUCGCAGAGUGGCGGCCGCGUGUGCAACUGCAACGCCACGCGACAUCCGCUGUUUGAGAUGUUCCCGAACUGUCUGAAUUGCGGCAAGAUCAUCUGCGUCAAGGAAGGACUACAACCGUGCUCUUUCUGCGGCAAGGAUCUGCUGAGCAGCGAGGAAAGACGCCAGAUUGCGCAGGUUUUGCAGAAGGAGAAGGACGAGCUCAACGGCGUGCGGCCUGUGGUCAAAGAGAAGGAGAAGCCGAAGAAAAAUAGCAAGAUCACCAUUUCUGUGAGUUCUGCGGGACAGAACAACUUCAAAGUGCAAGACCAGCUUUUCAAGCGCAUAGAGAGGAAGAAAGAGCUGGAGCGCGAGAAUCUUGUCAAAAGCAAGAAGGAACAGGAAGAGCUCGCUGAGGCCGUCAAGCAGAUCGAGUAUUUGGAGGCCACCAAGGGCAAGGACCAGGAACUGCUUCAGGCAGAGCAACGACUGGACAAGCUGCUGGAAUUCCAGGCAAACGGCGCCCAAAGAACGCGAAUCAUCGACCAGGCAUCGGACUUUGAGGUUCCUGCCAACAGUCUGAGCCCGUGGGCGUCGCCGGUGGAAAGAGCCCUGCAAUUAAAGAAACAGCAGCGAGAACUGAAAAGACUCGAGGAGGAGGAGAAACUGCGGACCGGGCGCGGCAAGAGGGUGCUGGACAUGUCCAUCAGAGACGGCAAGGUGGUCAUGCGUGAGGUGGCGACGCCGGAAACCGGGUCUGACGGCGAGAUGGAGGAGCUGGAGCAGGAGAUGAACCGGCACAGCCUGGAACAGCUGGAAAAGAACGCGCAGACGGUGUGGGACUACGAACAAGAGCGCGCCAAGUGGACGAAGCCGAAGUACAUGGGGAAAGUUGACAGCGACGAGCCGCCAGAGGAAGUCCACGGCGGCGUUGUGCAGCUGGGCGAGGACGCAGAGGAGAUACUGCUUGGUCUGGGGAUCUAG